This is a messenger RNA of Verticillium alfalfae VaMs.102, 734 nucleotides long. RefSeq names its product paxneb protein superfamily. The transcript has a single exon. The coding region runs from base 55 to 408 and encodes 117 amino acids. Gene Ontology annotation, cellular component: elongator holoenzyme complex. The record is from RefSeq and is a predicted model, not a curated record. Lineage: Eukaryota; Fungi; Ascomycota; Sordariomycetes; Glomerellales; Plectosphaerellaceae. Gene Ontology annotation, biological process: tRNA wobble uridine modification.
UUCUUGCACGCACUACGGGCAUUACUUCGAAAAUAUGGUUCCCGCUUGUCAGCGAUGAUUUCGGUAUCGACAGCCCUCUAUUCCAGAUCCACGGGUCUCGUACGGUGGAUGGAAGCCCUGUUAGACGGUGUCGUGGAGCUAGUGCCAUUGCAGCAACCGGUGCACGCUCAGCCAGGGUCGAAAUCAGACGACGCCGCCCAAGGAAUGCUCAACAUACACCGUCUUCCUGUUACAGUUGAACUUGGCAUAGGCCCAGGAGGCAGGCUCUCUCAAAAGAACCUUUCCUUCAAGUUGAGCUCAUCGAGCGGGUUGGUGAUCAAACCCUAUAGCCUGCCUCCCGUUGGGGACACUGCAGAUGCAAAUGAUGCUGCGUCAAAGGAUACUAAGAGCCAUGAUUUAUCAUUCUAAUGGAACGGCGAUAUCUUAUGAGACAAGCCUGCAGAUGAGGCCAAGUAGUUGUGAGACUCGUGUGCUCACUGAGAGCAGCUGCCGUCAGCCAUACCAAUGACAACCAAACAAUGCAACACAUGAGCAACAUGAUAACAAUGCCUUCCGUCCGAUCGUAUUCCUUGGGUCAGAUGUAGCCCGUCUACAAUUGGUGUUUGUCGAGCUGUGAGUCUGGGUGGGCCAAUACGAGGACCCUUCUCAAGUAUGAAUAUUGCCCGAGUCGCACACCACAGAAAAUGCAUAAUAAUGCUUAGACAGAUACAUACCAACCGAUAUCGAAUUUCUGA